CACUUGAAUUCAUACGCUUCCCAUGCAAUUACGAUUUUGUCCACUCCACACUAAUGUUUGGUAAUCUCAUCACACUCGAAUUCCCCUUCUCAUCGCUGCGCAUUAUAGAUAUUAGCGUAUCAUUAUUUCAAUAGCAUGCUAAUCGGUAUGCUGCCGGUUCAAGUGCUUACACUUCGCGUUUAAAUUCAGUACGCGUGCAAACACAUUACGACUACACGACUACAACAAUUCUGUGCACAAAAAAUUAAUCGAAUUUUUGUAUUUACGUGAAUAAAAUCAUUAUUUUACUUGUAUUUAUAAUAAACCUGGAAAAUAAACAAUUGCAUUGGUGGUUGCAUACGUUAAAAGAAGGAUGUACACUUUAUUUACAAUUGUUUGUUGCAUCGCAACAUUAAAAACAACCGCUGCGUACACAUCAAUGCAGGAUUUCUUCCCGGAAGUAUUUCAACAUGGCAACCUGUCGGAAGUUACCUGGGACCAUGCCGUCAACAGCAAGCAACUGCUGACAGACGCACUCGCAAAUGAUAAACACAUGAUCGAAGCUGAUGUUCUCAUCGGAUACCUGAUAAACUCAAACCCUCGAGAGUUGACUGUUAUCAUGGGCCAUCCACCAAUAAUAAUCUCCGAUCUGAGUUUAGAACAAUUUUUAAACACUGUAAUCGCACACAAUGCGGAUCCAACCAAACGAAAGAAAGGAGUCAAGUUAGAUUUUAAAGGAAGCGACGCCUACGCCAAAGCAAUGUCGGGAGGAUUUCUUUUGAACACCGAUGAGACAGCUUUCCGUGAAGAAUUCACCAAAUUUCCACUCUGGAUCAACGGAGAUAUUGCAAAGGGCCCCGCAGAGAAUUGGAACAACGGGGUCGAUCUGCAACUAGCGCAGAUGAAGUCAAAGCCAGCGGUAAUCAACGCCGCAACAUGGUCCCUCGGCUGGACCACCGGGAAUUACCAAGAAGGAACCACCUACACCAUGGAACAGAUCAACGCGAUGAAGACCACAGUGCAAGGCAUCGCCAAUGUGACGUUCCCGGUGCGCGCCAUGUACGCGGCGAAGAGUCGCGAGGCAAUGGUCGCCCUGCUAGACGUCGGCACUCUGACAAUCUGGUCUGGGAAGCAGGACGACGAGCAUGUGGACGUCGCACAAUUGGCUAAAUUAAUCGCGGACUAUUUGGAUAAAGUUUAUGUCGAUGUGCCCGAUACACUAUGGCAGCGUCUGCGCGACGCAAUGCACUGACGAACUUCUGCGUGCGUUCGCGAAUUUUAUAUGCGCAUAAUUAAGCGAGCGCAAGAUUAAUGGCGAGCAAUAAAGAUUUAUGAGAAGCA
This is a messenger RNA of Dalotia coriaria, 1320 nucleotides long. RefSeq names its product protein FAM151B. The transcript has 3 exons. The coding region runs from base 353 to 1231 and encodes 292 amino acids. The record is from RefSeq and is a predicted model, not a curated record. Lineage: Eukaryota; Metazoa; Arthropoda; Insecta; Coleoptera; Staphylinidae.